Molecule: messenger RNA, 555 nt
Organism: Schistocerca serialis cubense
Lineage: Eukaryota; Metazoa; Arthropoda; Insecta; Orthoptera; Acrididae
Product: tachykinin-like peptides receptor 86C
Exons: 3
Coding region: 1-555 (184 amino acids)
Biological process (GO): G protein-coupled receptor signaling pathway
Cellular component (GO): plasma membrane
Molecular function (GO): tachykinin receptor activity
Source: RefSeq, a predicted model, not a curated record
AUGGAUGAGUACGACGAGUGGCUGAACUGCUCGUGGAAGGCGGGCUACAAGUCGAACUCGAGCGCGCCGGUCUGCCCGUGGCUGGCGCAGUCGCGGCCGUACCAGCUGCACUGGGCGCUCAAACUCGCCUGGAGCCUGCUGUACGGCACUAUGCUACUCGUCGCUGCCGCCGGCAAUGCCACCGUCAUCUGGAUCGUGCUCGCACACCGGCGCAUGCGCACGGUAACCAACUACUUCCUGGUGAAUCUAAGCGUGGCCGACCUGCUGAUGGCGCUGCUCAACUGCGCCUUCAACUUCGCCUUCAUGCUCAACUCUGACUGGCCGUUCGGGGUCGUCUACUGCUCGGUCAACAACUUCGUUGCCAACGUGACCGUCUCCUCCAGCGCCUUCACGCUCGCUGCCAUAUCUCUCGACAGGUACAUGGCGAUCGUGAAGCCGCUGCAGCACCGCAUGACGCGGCGGAGGGCCCUGCUGGCCCUACUGGCAGUGUGGAUGGCCAGCGCCCUGCUAGCUGCUCCCUGUCUUGUCUUCUCCACCACCAACGUCCGCACGUAA